UAGCGAACAAGGCUAACCUCAUUUCUUCUACAUUCUCUUCCGUUUGUUUCCCUCACGCUUGUUCUUGGCCAAUCAUAAGUCAAUUCAGUGACUCAAUUUGAAUUUGGUUCCAUCUGCUUUUCAUUUCUCAGAUUAGAAUGUCACACAUUGCUUUAACUGCAUCAGCCACACUUUCCGCCGUUGCUUUUCACCGUAGAGCGAAGCGAUGGAGCACGCUAUUUCCGAGUUUUCGGAGAUGCAGGGGAACCGGUUCGUCUUUGUAUGCAAACUCUUCCAGGAAACGCUUGCAACUGCGGUUUUUUGCGUCGGGGAGAAGUAGCGGCAAUGGAGGUGUUGCGGAGGAGAUAUCUGAAGCCGAAAAAGAGACUACGAAUUUCGUUUGGCCUGAUAGCAAGAAGCCUAGGGUGUGCAUAUUAGGCGGUGGAUUUGGUGGUUUGUACACUGCUUUAAGGUUGGAAUCACUGGAGUGGCCUGAGGAUAAAAAACCACAGAUUGUUCUUGUCGACCAGUCUGAGCGUUUUGUUUUCAAGCCAAUGUUGUACGAGCUUCUAUCUGGAGAAGUGGACGAAUGGGAAAUAGCUCCUCGUUUCUCAGAUUUGCUGGCAAACACUAGUGUGCUGUUCUUCAAAGAUAGAGUAAAAUUUUUGCUUCCCUCUGAUCAUUGGGGAAUGAAUGGAUCCAAAACAUCUAGUUGCGGAGGAACAGUUCAUCUUGAAAGUGGCCUUCUUAUUGAAUAUGACUGGCUGGUUCUUGCAUUGGGAGCUGAAGCUAAACUAGAUGUUGUACCAGGAGCAGCAGAAUUUGCAAUUCCUUUCUCAACACUAGAGGAUGCACGUAAAGUCAACUACAAAUUAACAGCAUUAGAGAGAAAGACCUUUGGUAAGGACUUCCAAAUUAGUGUAGCUGUUGUUGGUUGUGGUUAUUCUGGAGUUGAAUUAGCUGCAACACUAGCAGAGAGAUUACAUAAUAGAGGAAUUGUGAGAGCAAUUAAUGUUGAAACAAUGAUUUGCCCAAAUGCCCCACCUGGCAAUAGGGAAGCUGCACUAAAAGUUCUUUCAUCCAGAAAGGUCGAACUUUUAUUGGGUUAUUUUGUCCGCGGUAUUCAGAGGCUCAGUGAAUUGGAGUCUUCAGAAGUAGUACCUGAUACUGAGAAAUAUAUACUGGAGCUGCAACCUGCCGAAAGGGGAAUGCAAAAUAAAAUCAUCGAAGCAGAUCUGGUAUUGUGGACUGUUGGAACCAAACCUCCUCUUCCUCAGCUGGAACCUUCUGAUGUACCAUUUGUAAUUCCUCUUAAUGCCCGAGGACAAGCUGAAACAGAUGAAACACUUCGUGUUAAGGGUCACCCUCGAAUAUUUGCCCUUGGUGACUCUUCUGCAUUAAGGGAUUCAAAUGGAAGGAUCCUUCCAGCCACUGCACAGGUUGCAUUUCAGCAAGCAGACUUUACUGGUUGGAAUCUAUGGGCUGCAAUCAAUGGGCGUCCACUUUUGCCAUUCAGGUUUCAGAAUCUGGGUGAGAUGAUGACCCUGGGAAGAAAUGAUGCCACCGUUUCUCCGAGUUUUGUUGAGGGUCUAACCUUAGAAGGUUCUAUUGGUCAUGCUGCGAGGAAGAUAGCUUACUUGAUAAGGUUACCAACGGAUGAACAUAGGCUUAAAGUGGGGAUCAGCUGGCUUACAAAAUCUGCAAUUGAUUCUGUGUCAUCGCUACAGAGUACCGUGUACAAGGUCCUUUCGGGCUCAUAGCCCAUUCAGAUUGCUGUAUAUAGCGUGGCUAAGUAUUUUUAUUUAGAUGAUACAGAAUAUAUCAGCCAUGGCUUUGUUCCUUGUAUCACAGAGGACUGUAUGUAGGAUGGAUAUCAGAGAUACAUGAUCGAGUAAAGCGGUUAUUGAUUAAAAAAAAAUAUAUGGAAAGGUUUUUUGGGGGUCCAGAAUUAAAAGGAUUUGUGUUAUUCAAUUUUACUCCCCCCAUCUAGCAAUUUUUGAGAGGGAUUUUGAUAACACUGUUACAUUGGGCUUUUGUAGAAAUAAAAAUUUGACAGAGGGACCCAUCAUCUCUCAACUUUGUAUGGAAGUUAAGGACCUAAAAAAGAACUUCGCAAGAAAGUU
Molecule: messenger RNA, 2102 nt
Organism: Abrus precatorius (Indian licorice)
Lineage: Eukaryota; Viridiplantae; Streptophyta; Magnoliopsida; Fabales; Fabaceae
Product: alternative NAD(P)H-ubiquinone oxidoreductase C1, chloroplastic/mitochondrial
Exons: 11
Coding region: 138-1739 (533 amino acids)
Biological process (GO): aerobic electron transport chain; phylloquinone biosynthetic process
Cellular component (GO): chloroplast
Molecular function (GO): NAD(P)H dehydrogenase (quinone) activity
Source: RefSeq, a predicted model, not a curated record